CAACAACUACGAAUUCCCUCAGCAAUCAACAUUGCCCUGCCAGAGUACGAAAUGCGAGAGAAACCGGUCAGUCAUCGAGCCUCGACUCCUCGCACCACACGUCGCCGCGGUCGAGGUACAACACAACCUUCAGCCGAAGACCCUUGAAUCGAACGCAAAAGCAGAUCUAAGUCUGGAUAUAUUCAACUAUAGUACGGAGCAGCUGAAUAAGCUCAGAGGUACUCCUCGGUAUUGUCCGGGGUAACUUUGGAAGCUGAUAUGCCCAUUUUUAAGUGCAUGAAUGACUAUGCUAUCCGUUCAAGACGCUGAGCGAGAGCCACACUCUGUUCAGCCCCAUAUUUCUGAAUCGUGUGGUGACUUCAGCGGGGAACAAGAUGCAUUGAAAGCACUCGGUGUAAUGGAAAACAUUGAUCUUUCGAUUUGCGCUAGACCAUACCCAGCGAUUGCAGUCUCUGACAACACGUAUUGUGAACUGCUAUCAUGACCUCACGGUCGACAGCACAAGCGCUACAUUCCCGAACCGACUCUCCAUGCGCAUGGCAAUAUGGUCGGCGAUUGUUUCAGUCUGGGCGGAAUGUAGCGGCAAAUCCGCAGUGCGAGAUCCAGACGUUGUCAUUGAUGUUAUUGAUAUCGGAUCGACAGAUUUUUCCCCACAGAUAUCGUGGAGUAUUUGUCAUGAGAACCUAUUCAAUGACUACGUUGACCUUCUUUUACCACCUGGCCAUCUUUCCGUCAAGCAACCGAUGGACACGGUGGAUUUCAAAAGUCUAAUCAGAUUGGAUCAGCUCGGCGGAAGAGGCUGUACUACUCUUGUGUAUGCCCCUUCAGACCCCCAGUCUCAGUUUGUGUUCAAAGGAAUCGACUUCAGGACCUUUUUGAACAGCUACGAAAGUGGGCACAUUGGGGAGGAAGUGAAAAUCUACUAUCGAUCAGUGGAGCUGGUCAGCAACAUGCCAUGCCAUCCCAACAUUAUGCCCCCUGCGCAGACUCUAAUCACUAUUUGCAAACCUGGCGACGACACGCCAUUUGUGUGUGGCAGUCUCUAUCCAUUCUUCCCCAAUGGCAGCCUUGCUGGUCAUAUCGAGAAGAAUAACGAGUCCAACGAGCGAAUAUCACUGUCAUACAAGGCUCAAUGGUGUUAUCAGAUGGCUGCAGCAAUUGCGCAUACUCACUUUGUUGUCCAUACCUACCACAUGGAUAUUAAGCCGGGGAAUUUCUUGCUCGAUGCAGAUUACAAUAUUAUGCUUAUAGAUUGGGAGCAAAGCGAUGCCCCCGUUGCCACUGCAGCCCCAGAGAUCGAUAGCACAUUGGACGUAGAAGAAAUACCAGCAGAUGGUCUGACUCCUGCCCUUCGAUACACGAAAUACACUGGACCGGAGCGCCGUAAUAUGCCCAUGACUACACCUGGUGACAAUGGUUGGAACGUAUGGAACGUAUUUUUAGUAUGGAGCAAGCAAUGUCCGAGAGCUCUGGAGCUGGCUGAAGUAUUUAGUCUGGGCCGAACUAUGUGGAUGUUACUGCGCCAACCGGAAAUGAACACUUUCAAAGACGUAAUGAGCACGGACGAAGUGGUAGAAGACUGGAAAUCAUCAGAGGACAUCCCAGCACAUUGGAGGCACGCCGUACAAGAUUGUCUUAAGCACGACCCGAAUGAGAGGAUUGGCCUGUGCGAGCUGGUUGCUUUCUGGGAUAAUGCAAGGCAUGAGAUGAAUGAAAGCUCAGAAAACUCCAUUGGACAUAUUUGUGGCACGGUCUAUCGGUCACCCGUUAUUCUAUGAGUUUUACAUUUCUACAUUGCUAUUCCUCUGUCUGCCCAAUACCCUGAGCCAUUUCCAGUACCUCAUUCACAGCCGCCAGAACCUCUCCAUCAACAUCCUCAUUUGUCUUUCUCAAAGCCCAGUAGUAGAUACUUGCUAUCUUGGCAGUGUAUCCAGCAUAGCCCCAGUUCCUUAAAU
Messenger RNA from Cadophora gregata, 1955 nucleotides. RefSeq lists its product as uncharacterized. The transcript has 2 exons. Lineage: Eukaryota; Fungi; Ascomycota; Leotiomycetes; Helotiales; Ploettnerulaceae. The record is from RefSeq and is a predicted model, not a curated record. Gene Ontology annotation, biological process: protein phosphorylation. Bases 531 to 1778 code for a protein of 415 amino acids. Gene Ontology annotation, molecular function: ATP binding; protein serine/threonine kinase activity. Gene Ontology annotation, cellular component: cytoplasm.